AUGGGCUUGUCUAUCUCCAAGUUGUUCAGCAACCUUUUCGGCAACAAGGAAAUGAGAAUAUUGAUGGUCGGGUUGGACGGCGCUGGUAAAACCACCAUCUUGUACAAGUUGAAGCUCGGCGAGAUCGUGACCACGAUCCCCACCAUUGGCUUCAACGUCGAGACUGUUGAGUACAGAAACAUCUCGUUCACCGUGUGGGACGUGGGUGGACAGGACAAAAUCAGGCCUUUGUGGAGAUACUACUACCAGAACUCCCAGGGUAUCAUUUUCGUGGUCGACUCCAAUGACAGAGACCGUAUUGCCGAGGCCCGCGAGGAGUUGCAGCAGAUGCUCAACGAGGACGAGUUGAGAAACGCCUUGUUGUUGGUGCUUGCCAACAAGCAGGACUUGCCAAACGCCAUGAACGCGGCCGAGAUCACGGAGAAGUUGGGCUUGCAUUCCAUCAGACAGAGACCUUGGUACAUCCAGUCCACCUGUGCCACGACCGGAGACGGUUUGUACGAUGGCUUGGACUGGUUGUCCAACAACUUGAAGAAGUCCAACUAG
Molecule: messenger RNA, 546 nt
Organism: Metschnikowia bicuspidata var. bicuspidata NRRL YB-4993
Lineage: Eukaryota; Fungi; Ascomycota; Pichiomycetes; Serinales; Metschnikowiaceae
Gene: ARF2
Product: Arf family GTPase
Exons: 1
Coding region: 1-546 (181 amino acids)
Biological process (GO): intracellular protein transport; vesicle-mediated transport
Cellular component (GO): plasma membrane; cytoplasm
Molecular function (GO): GTPase activity; GTP binding
Source: RefSeq, a predicted model, not a curated record